AUGCAUCGGGGACAGUACAGUUGAGGUUCAACGUUCAAACGUUACAGUAAAAAUAGGGUACUCGUUGGCUGGCUGCUUAUACGUUAACGGGGGAAAGAAACUACCGGGCGAGUUAAGCGGAUGCUAGCCCACCGAAAACCGACAGAGUGAACCGAAUAUGGCCCUCAGCUAGUCGGUGCACGCGUUUCUUCUGUUGUCGGCGGAUUUACAAAACGACAGCUAGCAAGGUGCUAAGGUUAGCACGCUAGCUUGCCAGGAGCACAGAACAACUGCUGCUAGCUAACGUCACCGGACUGGUACUGGUUACUCCCCAGAGUACAGGUAUGUUCGUCCAGGAGGAGAAAAUAUUUGCCGGAAAAGUGUUGAAAAUACACAUCUGUACCAUGGAUGGCACGGAGUGGCUGGAGGAGGUCACGGAAGACACCACUGUGGAGAAACUAAAGGAGAAGUGCUUGAAACAUUGUGUACAUGGAAAUCUAGAAGACCCCAAAACAAUUACCCACCACAAACUUAUACAUGCUGCUACAGAAAGAGUCCUCACAGACACUAAAACUGUUGCUGAUGAAAAUCUCAAAGAUAAAGAUGUGUUGCUACUAAUAAAGAAAAGACCACCAGCAACCCCUCCAAAGAUGGCAGAUGUUAGUGCAGAUGAAAAGAAAAAACAAGAUAACAAAGCUCCAGACAAAGAUGCUAUCCUUAAAGCCACCUCCAGCCUGUCCACACGCCACACUGACCGCACGGUUACCCAACAUAACAUCAGAGAUUUUCAGACAGAGCUUAGAAAAAUACUGGUAUCUCUCAUUGAAGUUGCCCAGAAGCUUCUUGCCUUGAACCCUGAUGCUGUUGAACUUUUCAAAAAAGCCAAUGCAAUGUUGGAUGAAGAUGAGGAGGACCGUGUGGAUGAAACAGCCCUUCAGCAGCUCACUGAGAUGGGUUUCCCUGAGAGCAGAGCCAUCAAAGCUCUUCGAUUGAACCACAUGUCUGUGACUCAGGCGAUGGAGUGGCUCAUCGAACAUGUAGACGAUCCCUCUGUAGACACGCCUCUACCAGGGCAGGACUCUUCUGGGGCAUCAGGAGCCACAGCAGCUGACACCCCAGGCCCCUCUGCCUCUACAUUAGCCUCUGGUCCAAACCUUCUACGCAGUCUCUCCAGCCAGUCAGGCACAGAUGAGAGCACCAAGCAGGACGAGCUCACAGAAAUCUUUAAGAGAAUCCGGAGGAAACGGGAGUUCAGACCAGACUCAAGAGCUGUCAUUGCACUGAUGGAGAUGGGCUUUGAUGAAAAAGAAGUGAUCGAUGCUUUGAGAGUCAAUAACAACCAGCAGGAUGCUGCGUGUGAAUGGCUACUGGGAGACAGGAAGCCUUCUCCAGAAGAUCUGGACAAAGGGAUUGACACCAACAGUCCGCUGUUCCAAGCCAUACUAGAGAAUCCAGUGGUCCAGCUGGGUCUAACCAACCCCAAGACCCUUCUAGCAUUUGAAGACAUGCUGGAGAACCCUCUGAACAGCACCCAGUGGAUGAAUGAUCCUGAGACCGGCCCUGUCAUGCUUCAAAUAUCCAGAAUCUUCCAAACCCUCAAUCGAACAUAGAGCUGCCUGGUGACCCCUUCCCCUGCCCCUGUGUGAUUGUGGCAGCUUGUGUGUAUGAUCAUGUUAGUGUGUGUGUGUGCGCGGCAGAGAUACAAGUAUUAUUUUUGCCUUUAAAAAGACAAAGCUGGAGGAGUCGCAGUAUGAAAUUAACAUAUAACUAUUUAUAACAGUAUAAUGAAAACACUUAUACAAAUCAGAUGUUAUUAUAAACAAUAUUGUUACAGUAAUGAUAAAAAAAGAUUUAGUAUGUUGUUUGUACAAUUUAAUGAGAACAAUUUAUAGCUAAGACAGACAUGACUUAUUUUAUAUAAUUUCUCCAUGUGUAAAAACGGCAUCCAACAUAAUGUUUACACUUAAAAUGUUUUGUAUGUUUUGCAAUAUUUAAAUAUCAAUUUUAAUCUUGUCUGUCUCUUUAAAUUGUUACAUUUCAUCAGUGGUGAAUGUGUGGAAGACUCAGUAGCAUGUCUUUGUCUUGUUUUCAUCAAUUCACUGCUUGUAUUUGAAAGGGUGGUGGUCAGCGUUGACUGUUUAAGCCCAUGAAAACUGGGCUUUCACAAUACCUCUCUCUCUAUUCAUGCCUAUGAGGUCACUGUAAGUCAACCACCUCCUUUUUUAGAGUUGUCCUUGAGCUUCUUCAAGAGUAUUUAUUUGACUUUAUGCCUUUUAGAUGAAAAUUGUACACUAAACUGUUUGUGUCUUAGUUAUGUUUUUACAAAAAAACAAUAUAUUAGGUCUGUCUGUUUAUUGUCUGUGUGCUUUUGAAUGUCAUUAUCAUGUUGCGCUCUUUAAGCACUUGUUCACCUCUGAGUGUCGCUCACUGCAGCACUGAGGAAGGUAAAAGAAGGGGUUGCGUUUUGUCUCUGGAAGCUGUUCAGUGAAGCUGAGCCUAAUGGAAAAGGGUUUUUCAUUUUAACCUUUGAUGUGGAUGAUGACGCAUCUUCCGUUAGAGCAGCUUUAUAAGCAAAAAGAAAUAGAAUUUGAGAUGCAACCAAUGUCAUUCUUUUGGUUUACUGUGUUUUUGGGGAGAGCAAUGACGUUUAUGCUGUCAAACCAAAUCAUCAUAUAACCUGCCUUGUUGUUAGAUGUGUCCAUUGAAAAUACCCUGUAUUUCUGUGCAAUAGCAAUGAUUUUUGUUGACUUGUAAAGACAUAUAUUUGAUUUGAGUGUUAGAGAUGUGUGAACUACAGUUGCUAGUGUGUUCUACAAUAUUAGCCUUUUGCAUUGAGUUCUUAAAAUCUCCAGCUAUAAGAAGGGAGUGUGUUGCCUCUCCUACUUGUAAAGAGAGUUUAAAACAAUAUGGAGGGUGGUGUGUUUUGCCAAGCUUUUGAGUGUUUUUAUUCAACAUUUAAGAUGUAGUAUUGAUGUGACUUUCUGCUCAGGGAGGCGGAGAUUGUUUUUCUAAACUUGUCAUUCUAGUUUAGCAUUUGAAAAUGGCUUUAACUAAUCUGUCUAGAACUUUGCUUAUCACUAAGAAAACCACAGGACAUGGUUUAGUAAAUGCAAUAUUUGAACAUAUUUAUAUGUUUUAGAAAGCAGUGUGUGUUUGAACUAUGUAUUAUAUUAUUUAUAUCCAAGCCAAACUAGCAACUUGUUCUUAUUUAUAACAUUUAUAGCAAACCUCAAAGCUAAUCUACAAAUGUGAAAACAUUAAGUCAUUCAAAUGUUGUUUUUACAAACCAUUGUAAGAAUGUGGUUAUGAACUGAUAGGUCACAGUGUGAUUUUUAACUUGUGCGACAUCUUUGAUUGAUUGAGGAUUCCUGCCCAUCUUUGGAAGCCUCUCUGCACCUGCGUGGCAGAGUACAUUUAUCAUGGCCUCAGUGACGUAUAGUCUCAUCACGUCCAUGCUUUGCAUUGGCAUGCUUACAAAACCACUUCUCUCUGGUAAUCUUGUGAAACAAAAACGUUGGAAGAUUGUACCUGUAAGAAGGACAUUGACAAAAAUGCUGGUUUCCUUGAAACUGAUCAGAAGACAAUAAAAGAAUGAAAUGAACUUUAUUGCUUAGGGACAUUGAGGAAUUGUUGAAGUCACAGGCUAAAGUUUCCACUUCUCUUUCAUCCAGGACUAUCCCAGAUCAACAACCUAUGCAAUAUACUCUCACAAUCUGUUCAAACAGCCUCAUUACUCUGUCUGAAUCACUAUUGCAUUAAAGAUAUUUUUUGUGGCUGUA
This is a messenger RNA of Betta splendens (Siamese fighting fish), 3758 nucleotides long. RefSeq names its product UBA domain containing 1 (gene ubac1). Gene Ontology annotation, molecular function: protein binding. Bases 324 to 1589 code for a protein of 421 amino acids. NCBI's taxonomy places the organism in Eukaryota, Metazoa, Chordata, Actinopteri, Anabantiformes, Osphronemidae. The transcript is spliced from 10 exons. The record is from RefSeq and is a predicted model, not a curated record.